UUGAAAAGUUGUUGGAAGAAAACAAUAAUAAGACCAAAAGUGUUUUAAGUAUUAGCAUUACAGAAAUGAAGUACAAAAGCUUGAGUCUUUCUCCGUAUCUUUGCAUCUGGGUUUGUUUCAAACUUUCUCGAAAUCCAUUAACUUAGAUGGAAAACAAAGAAGAAUGGAUCCAGACGACCAAACCCAAAAGUGUAGUAGCAGUAGUGGUGGCGGUGGUGGUGGUAGUGGCGGUGGCGGUGGUAGUGGUAGUGGUGGUGGUGUUGCAAGAUCUUCCAAAAAGCCAAAGCAAAAGAAAGCUCCACAGAGAGGACUUGGCGUGGCUCAGCUUGAAAAGAUCAGACUAGAAGAACAGCAAAACAAAGAUGCAGCUGUUGAAGCUGUAGCUGCAGCUACAAUUUUGUCUCCACCAGCUUCAGUAUCAGCAACCAAAUCAUCCUUUGUAUCUUUGCAGAUUCCAAAUUAUCACCACUCUAAUCCAUCUUCAUCCUCUAAUAUUGCAUUUCCUUCUCCAUUCCCGGUUGAUCCAACGUCGCCAAACUUGAUGAUACGGCCUCCUCAACCGGUCCAAAACAUCCUUCUAAGAAAUUCAACCACAAAUAGUGGUGAGUUCGAUGCCAGAUGGUCGGGGAUUUCGGUUCCUGCUGUGGAUCCAGGAUUAGCGUUUCGGUCGAAUUUGAAUUUGCCAUACGAAUCUGACAACCCUGUUUGGCCUCCCACAGGCUUGAAUUUCCCAAUAACACAACAAUAUCAGCAACCUUCUCCUUCAAUGGUGAAUGUCUCAUCAGGGACUUCAUCAUCAUCCUUAUUGAAUUUUCGGAUGGAGCCCCCUUCAAACCAAAGCUGUUAUAGCAACUUCGCCCCUGUUUGGCCAGAGGAAGAGAAGAUGGUUGGCAUGAAGAGGCCAUAUCCCUUCUCUCUAGACAACCCACCACGCCCCUCUUUCAACUACAAUUUACCUGCCAUUAAUGUUGCUCCUAUAAGAUCAGAUGAAUCAGCUUCAUGUGGGAAUGAAGGCAGGUUUAAUAUUUUCGAAGCCAGCAAUACAAUUUCCAGAGAGGGGCCUUCAAGCUCAACUUCCAAUUACUGCAAGGUGAAUCCAAACAAAAGCAUCAAAGAAAAUGUGGUUCUCCAUGGAGAUUUUCUCACACUUGCUCCUCCUACAACAACUUCAAAGUUGAAGCACCAUUCAGCCUCUCUUGACUCUCAUAACAACAAAUUCCCUGAUUUUGAAUCACUGCCUUAUCAAGGAAGUGGGGAAGGCCGGCCAAUUAUACAGCCGGGACAGAGUCAGUUCAAUGGACAACGACCCUUUUAUAGCUUCUUACCACCGGCAGAGCCGCAAAUAGGCCAAGCAACAACCACCACCAACAAUGGUAAUGGCGAAGUAGGCGAAAGUAUUGAUCUCGAUUUGAAGCUGUAAAUGCCUUAGCCCGUUUGUCUCAGUCUAGAUAAACAUCUCCAACAAUUUUGCUGCUUGAAAUAUGAGAAAGUCUAUAUGAAACCUACCUAUCCAAACAAUCCGAGCAAAAAAUUGCUGGAAAUCUAAAUGUUUUGUUUGGGAGGCUGGUUUCUCCUUUGUAUCUUUUUGGGUGUUUUUUCUUUUGAACGUUACAAUAGGGGGUACAUAUAUUAUAAUGUAUCUAGAUUUGCAUAUGUAAGGUUGAGUAUAAAGGAAGCCCGAAUCUUGGGCCAUGUGAGGGUAAGAUAGAGAGAUGUAGAUUUGUUUGUUUGAAACUGUUUUGUUUUUGAUGAAGUCAUGGGAUUUGUGGUUUUUGUUUGCUUGGUUGGUUGGUUGGUGCAUGGAGGGUCA
Molecule: messenger RNA, 1810 nt
Organism: Corylus avellana
Lineage: Eukaryota; Viridiplantae; Streptophyta; Magnoliopsida; Fagales; Betulaceae
Source: RefSeq, a predicted model, not a curated record